AUGUUCGAUCACCCCACCCUGCCGUCGCCGCAACAUGCACAAUCUGUCCCAGACUCCCACCGCCGACAUUCCCUCCCUCUACACUUCCUCCCUCCCGGUCUCUGGAGUUCCAAUACCUCAAGCGCAAGUCUGGUGGAAUCUGAAGAGGCAGCUCGCGGUGAACACAUCCUAGACGAGGCGACAGUAGCUCAUCGAAUCUCCGCCUUGCGACAACUCAAUGGUGCGACACGCUCGCGACAUCGAUAUGCGAAAUCUACCGGAGCUCGAAGCAGCACAUUCAGCCAGCCGGUGAUUGUGAGGACGUAUUCUGGGCCGGCUCGGCCGCGUUCUCGGCAACGGGACGUUAUCACUGUGAAGAAAGAAAAGGGGCUCUCGGCAAUGACCAAUGGAAAGAUGGAGCUGAAGUUGCCACCCGUCGAAGCUUUCAGUUUCAAGGGAAUCAUGGAUGAGAUAAGACACGGAGUUGCAGAAGAUUUGGAAAGGAUUGCGGAAAUUUGUGCCAGGAGCAAGUACAGUCUCAGCAACCAGUACGAAGUACACAUGCCGCCUCAUGGACGUGGAGAACCGAUUCUGCAGAGAGUAGGACUCGGAGUAAGCUCGCAUACCCACGGAGGUGGUCCAACGUUGCAAGCAAUUGGCUCAGACGAUGAACAAGCAAGGCAUGUAGGACGAGGAUCAAGAGGCGGGAGACGGACGAAGUCGGUUGCAUAUGGAACAUUGGAGACUAUCAUGUCAUCUUCCAGAUCGUCUGAUGAAGACAAAUCCAAGAAAAAGUCAGCUGCCGUUCUGGCCGAGGAGGUGCGUGGAAGAGCGGCGAGGAAGGAACUUCAGGCCUCAAUGUCAGAAAACAAUGUGACCAGUGGUGCCGUCGAAGAUGGAAACGCCGAGCAGAUGCCCCCAAAGCAUGUUCGAUCCAGAUCCGCAACACUCGUAUCGAUGAUUAUCGAUAAUGCCCAAGGCUUCAAGAACGAUGGAUCCUCGAACUCGAUUCCAUCAACUUCUUUGAUCAGUGAGCCAGCACGACCUCAAACAUCCACAGCAAUAGACUUGGAAACUAUACCAACCUUUGAUGAAACAGAACGAGAAAGAUCUCCAACACUGUACUCUUUCAUGUCACCAAGAUUGGGAAUGCUUCGUCAUGAAUCUAUGUCCUCUACGCUCAGACCAGAGCCAGAACCGAGACAAUCGAUCUUUGGAAGUCUCGGUUCCUGGUUGCCAUGGGCAAGGUCGGCCCAAGGUGAGAGCAGCUUCCAAGGCAGAACAAGGAGUGCUUCUCAUGCGGAAGGAAGCUUGAGAGAACUUUUGAAAUCGACAGACUUCGACCGAAAGGGAAAGGGGGUUGAUCGCAGUGGCUGA
This is a messenger RNA of Hyaloscypha bicolor E, 1356 nucleotides long. RefSeq lists its product as uncharacterized. The coding region runs from base 1 to 1356 and encodes 451 amino acids. The record is from RefSeq and is a predicted model, not a curated record. The transcript has a single exon. Gene Ontology annotation, molecular function: protein binding. NCBI's taxonomy places the organism in Eukaryota, Fungi, Ascomycota, Leotiomycetes, Helotiales, Hyaloscyphaceae.